AUGAUAAGACUCAUAGAAAAAAAUUUGAGGAGAAAGUCCCUUUUAAAAAGAGGGGUACAAACAUAUAUAUGUAAAGAUCAAGAAAAGAUAAGUAGUAAUUAUGAGGAAUUAGAAUUUUUAGAUAAUAAUAUAAAACACAAUUUAUAUAAAUUAAAAUGCAUAGAACAGAAGAAAAUAAAAAGUGAUCGUAUAGUUUAUAAAAAAAUAUUAAAAGAUUUAUUAAAAGAAAAACACAAUUUAGAUUCCAAUGAAUUAGUAGAAUUUUUAUAUAUUGUUAUAUAUAAUGAUUUAUAUUAUCUAGAUAUAUCAUGUAAUUUUUUUUCCUAUUUUUAUAAUAAUUAUAUAUUUUCAAAAAAAUAUUUUAACAAUGUAAAUGUAAACGAUAUAAUUCAUGUGAUCUAUUCAUUUUAUUUAUUUCAAAACUAUCAUUUUUUUAUAUCAAAAAAUAAUUUUUGUGACUUGGACAAAACACAGGAGAUAUUAGAUAAUGAAGAAAAUAAAAAAGUGGGUCAUAUAUUAUCUCAUAUGAAAAUAAAAAAUUUGGAAGGACAAUUAAAUAAAAAGAACAAUAAUAAUAAUAUUAAUAAUAAUAUAUAUGCUUAUGAUGAUCAUCUUUAUGGUGAUGUUCUAAAUAAUUCGCCUUUGUAUCAGAAAAAUGAAGAAAAUAAUUAUUCUUUUAUAAAUAAAAAAAAAUAUACACAAUAUUACAAUAAUAAUACACACAGCUGUUUUCAUAUUUAUAAUUAUUAUUCUUCUUUUAUUCAUCAUAAUAUAGAUUACAUAAAUAAAAAUCAUUUGAUAAAAUUAUUAUUAGUCUUAUCACAAUGUAUCAACAAUCAAAAUAUAAGUUAUCAUCUGAAUAAACAAAAAUAUGAAAAUAAUCAAAGUAUAGAAAAAGAUAUAAAAACAAAUAUAAAGAAUCCAUUUGAACAUAUUCAAAAAAAUAUAUUUACCUUAAUAGAAAAAUUUAUUGAAAAAAUUGACUUAAAAAAAGACAUAAAAAAAUCAUAUACACCUGAAAGGAUUAAUCAAAAAGAAUGGGAAAAAAAAAAAAAAAGAUAUAUUAAUUUGAUUGAUGGCUCUUUUAAAAAUUAUAUAUAUAUAGAUAAUCAUUUGAAUAAUAAUAAAUUAGUUUGUCUCUUUUUUUAUGUUUUAUCAAAUAUAUUUUAUCCAAUUUCGCCGAGUCGAUUUUUUUUUUCAUUACCUUGUAAAGAAAACAUAGCCAAAUCGCACAAUUUUACAGCAAAUAAUAAUAAUAAUAAUAAUAACAAUAGUAAUAAUAAUAAUAAUGUGAUGACGCAUCAAAUGGAUAAUGUAAAUAUGCUAUUAUCUUAUUCAAAUAACAAAUGCGAUGAUAUAAAGGAGCCACGUGUAUAUAACGAGAAUACAAACGAUAAUAUUUUAGUUGAACACAAUGGACACCUUGGUAUUAUUCAAAUGUUUAAAAAUCAUUAUAAUAACAUAGAAGAGAUGUCUAAUGAAUUUUACAAAAAUACUGAUAAAACAAAAUCAAGUAUAGAAAAUUUUAUUAUAUAUAAAAAUAAUGUACUAAAAAGUAUUAAAAAAUAUGUAUUUCUAGAUGCUAUAUAUAAUUUAGACGUACAUUAUAAAUUAAUGUUCUUCAAAUCUAUAUAUACCUUAAAUUUUUAUAAUUUACCUUUCUUAAAACAUAUAUAUUCCAUUCAAUCCUAUGUACAGUAUAAUAAUCUUGAUAAUUUGGACUUUUAUGAUAACAUGGAUUUUCUUAAUACUCCAAGUGUUUACAUAGAGAUUAAUCAAAGUGAUGAAAAAGGACAAGGUCCUAAACUAGGCAGGGUUAAAAAAAAAAGUGAUAAUAUUAGAAUUAGAAAAGAAAAUAAGAAUUGUAAUAAUACAGGUGACCAUUACCAAGAUACCAUAAAUGAUAAUGUGAAAAAUUAUUAUGAAAAAACAUUAAAAAAUAAAUUAAUUGAACUUUCGAAAGAGGGAGAUAUUUUCAAUAAUGCUUAUGUAAAAUUAUUGAAUAAUAUUGAGAAUAGUAUAAAAAAUAAUUCCAUAGAACAAAAUAUAAAUACUCUUCAAUAUAUGUAUUUGAUGAGAUUUGUAGAUAACCAUUUUAUAAUUUUAUUGAUCUCUAAAUUGUGUAAUACUUCUGAUAAAUUAAAAAAUGAACAUAAAAAAAAAAUGAAUGCUAUAAUGAUGUCAUUAUGUAUAUAUUUGUCUUCUCACAUAGAUUCGAAUAUCUUGUGGUUCAAUGACACGGAAAAGAAUUUACCUAUUAACGUUUUUAAUCAUAUAUAUUAUAAUAACAAAAUAUAUUUAAGCCAUUUAAAAAAGUUGAAUGAUUUUAUCCUCCUUCUAUAUAAUAAACAAAUUUUCAAAAGAAAAAGGAAAGAGUUGCUAUCAUGGACAAACUAUAAAUGCAUAUAG
This is a messenger RNA of Plasmodium reichenowi, 2409 nucleotides long. RefSeq lists its product as hypothetical. Lineage: Eukaryota; Apicomplexa; Aconoidasida; Haemosporida; Plasmodiidae. The transcript has a single exon. Bases 1 to 2409 code for a protein of 802 amino acids. The record is from RefSeq and is a predicted model, not a curated record.